AUGGCAUCUACUAGCAUAACUACCCAAAUUGUUGAUUUUAACAAUCAUCUCUUCCAAAUUGAUACACUCAUUAUUAAAGAAACCUUUAUGAUAUCAGGUCAACUCUUGACAUACUUUUCUGAACUAUUUGAAUCACUUCACAAGAACAAUAACCCAUUUGGGGGAUUUCAUGAAUUUAAAAACAAAACUAAUUUACCAGAAACAAUUAAAAUUCAACCUGACACAAGAGUUAUGUUUCUCAACAACUCUCAACACUGCCAUCGAAUAGCAAAUAGUACCAUAGGUAUCAUUACAGAUCUAGAUCUAGACUUAAGUCUUGUCUAUGUCAAUUUCUGUGUUGAAGGAGCUAUUAUAAAUGUUUCUUUUUCUAAAUACACUAGCAAUUUCUAUAUAAAUAGUAUACCUGCUAGUUAUACCCAAUUCCCAAUACAAAAUGCAUUCGCUUUGACUGUUCACAAAACACAAGGACUCACCCUUCCUGAUGUAUCUUUGAAUCUGAAUGACCAAAUCUUUGCUCCCGGUCAAGCAUACAUAGCACUAAGUCACUGUACUAGAUAG
This is a messenger RNA of Cetraspora pellucida, 558 nucleotides long. The record is from the annotation of a GenBank genome assembly. NCBI's taxonomy places the organism in Eukaryota, Fungi, Glomeromycota, Glomeromycetes, Diversisporales, Gigasporaceae.